AUGGUUUUGGAGCUAUCUGCCCAAAGGGCCAACUCACAAAGCAUCAACGUCGACUUUCUGCGAAAGAAGGCCUUUGAUGCGCUCGACCAUCGUGGAAUGUCUUAUGAACUUUUUUCAAUGCUGGUCCAACGGGCUGGCACCAACAUAGAGAGAAUACACACCAUUGCCACCCCGUGGGAGCCGCCCGGCCAAGUCGAUGGCCCCGCUUUGCUGGUGCUGGCCCCUGAAUCCAAGGAGUUUGCAUCCGCCAAGGCAAUCAAUGACAAGUACUGUGCCCAAAUGGAGGUUGCCUAUGGCAAGGGCAGCCACUACAACAUGCUUCAGGGAGAUCAUGCAGCGAUAGCCGCACGAAUUGUACAUCAGUUCUGCGAGAGGUUUGUGAGCAGCGGCGCCCAAAGCCUGGUGCCUGCAGGUCCGGGUACGGCAAGUACUGCAGAGAGUGGAGGUCGAUCGGAUCAGCUCCUCGUGCUGAGGCCGGGCAAGGCACGCGCUCCAACGAUCUACCUGGUGCACGGCUUGGACGGCGAUGCGAUGGGCGGCGGCGGAACCUUUAAAAGCAUUGCAGGCGAAUUGUCAAACUGCAGGGUGGGAGCGUUGGUCUACGAUUCGCAAGCUUUGUCAUGUAACUCCGUGCCGGAGUUGGCAGCUUGCUACAACAGACGCGUUUUAAGUGAUGCAGAAGGGCAUGGUCCAGUCACGGCUGAGAACCCGAUCGUGGUUGCCGGCUACUCCUGGGGCUGUGUCCUGGCGCAUCAAAUGGGCCAUCAGCUUCGGAAGGCCGGCGUCCACGUCGUUGUGGUGAUGUUUGACUUGGAGGUAACUUGGCCACCCCCGGCUACAAACUCGCGGGUUGGCGGAUAUGAUUUCCUUGGUGGCGAGACUGAGGCCAUCCUGCUGCUUUGCAGAGCAUUUGGCAAGUUCGAGUUUGCCGUCAAAGAAGCGGUUGAGCUGACAGCCUUGCAGGCAAAGGGUGGCAGCAUCGAUGUUGAUGCCUUGAAGAACAGAGCCUACGCGGCUCUGAACCAGCGCGGAUUGUCCUUCGACUUAUUCUCCAGCCUGGUGAAGCGUGGAGGUGCCAACAUCCAGCAGAUCCACACCAUCUCGACUCCCUGGCAGCCGCCAGAGAAGUACGAGGGGCCUGCCCUGCUGGUGCUGGCACCAGACUCCGCUGAGUUUGCGAGCGCGCAGGAGAUCAAUGCCCAGUAUUGUACAAAGAUGGAGGUGGUUCACGGCAAAGGGAGCCACUACAACAUGAUGCAGGCUGAGCAAGCUGUGGUGCAAGCUCGGCUCGUGCUAGAGUUCUUGAAAAGGCUUGGCUGUCCUGUGGAGAUGACGAUCUCAGUCCGGACGGAUCAGCUGCUGCUCCUGAGGCCGGGCAAGCCGCAAGUUCCCAAGAUCUACAUGGUGCACGGCUUGGACGGCGAUGCCAUGGGCGGCGGCGGCACCUUCAAAAGCAUCGCGGCGGAAUUGUCGAACUGCAGGGUGGGCGCUCUAGUCUACGACUCCGAAGCCUUAGCAUGCAACUCUCUGCCGGAGCUUGCGGUUUGCUACAACCAGCGUGUUCGUGCAGAUGCAGAAUCCCACGGCCCUGUCACGGCUGAGAACCCGAUCGUGGUUGCCGGCUACUCCUGGGGCUGUGUUCUGGCGCAUCAAAUGGGCCACCAGCUCCGGAAGGCCGGUGUCCACGUCGUUGUGGUGAUGUUUGACCUGGAGGUAACUUGGCCACCCCCAGCUACAAACUCGCGGGUUGGCGGAUAUGAUUUCCUUGGAGGCGAGACUGAGGCCAUCCUACUGAUUUGCAGAGCAUUUGGCAAGUUCGAGUUUGCCGUCCAAGAGGCAGUUGAGCUGACAGAAUUGAAAGCCAAAGGCGGCAGCAUCGAUGUUGAUGCUUUGAAGGAUAGAGCCUAUGCGGCUCUGAACCAGCGCGGGUUGUCCUUCGAGUUAUUCUCCACCAUUGUCAAGCGUGGAGGUGCCAACAUCCAGCAGAUCCACACCAUCUCGACUCCCUGGCAGCCGGCCGAGAAGUACGAGGGGCCUGCCCUGCUGGUGCUGGCGCCAGACUCCGCUGAGUUCGCGAGCGCCGAGGAGAUCAAUGCCCAGUAUUGUACCAGGAUGGAGGUGGUUCACGGCAAAGGGAGCCACUACAACAUGAUGCAGGCUGAGCAAGCCGUGGUGCAAGCUCGGCUCGUGCUGGAGUUCUUGAAAAGGCUUGGCUGUCCUGUGGAGAUGACGAUCUCAGUCCGGACGGAUCAGCUGCUGCUGCUGAGGCCGGGCAAGCCGCAAGCCCCCAAGAUCUACAUGGUGCACGGCUUGGACGGCGAUGCCAUGGGCGGCGGCGGCACCUUCAAAAGCAUCGCAGCGGAAUUCUCGAACUGCAGGGUGGGAGCUCUAGUUUAUGACUCCGAAGCCUUAGCAUGCAACUCUCUGCCAGAGCUUGUGGCUUGCUACAACAAGCGUGUUCGUGCAGAUGCAGAAUCCCACGGCCCUGUCACGGCUGAGCACCCGAUCGUGGUUGCCGGUUACUCCUGGGGCUGUGUCCUGGCGCAUCAAAUGGGCCAUCAGCUUCGGAAGGCCGGCGUGCACGUCGUUGUGGUGAUGUUUGACCUGGAGGUAACUUGGCCACCCCCGGCUACAAACUCACGGGUUGGCGGAUAUGAUUUCCUUGGCGGCGAGACUGAGGCCAUCCUGCUGCUUUGCAGAGCAUUUGGCAAGUUCGAGUUUGCCGUCAAAGAGGCUGUUGAGCUGACAGAAUUGAAAGCCAAAGGCGGCAGCAUCGAUGUUGAUGCUUUGAAGGAUAGAGCCUAUGCGGCUCUGAACCAGCGCGGGCUGUCCUUCGAGUUGUUCUCCACCAUUGUCAAGCGUGGAGGUGCCAACAUCCAGCAGAUCCACACCAUCUCGACUCCCUGGCAGCCGCCAGAGAAGUACGAGGGGCCUGCCCUGCUGGUGCUGGCACCAGACUCCGCUGAGUUUGCGAGCGCGCAGGAGAUCAAUGCCCAGUAUUGUACAAAGAUGGAGGUGGUUCACGGCAAAGGGAGCCACUACAACAUGAUGCAGGCUGAGCAAGCCGUGGUGCAAGCUCGGCUCGUGCUGGAGUUCCUGAAAAGGCUUGGCUGUCCUGUGGAGAUCACAAUCUCAGUCCGGACGGAUCAGCUGCUGCUGCUGAGGCCGGGCAAGCCGCAAGCCCCCAAGAUCUACAUGGUGCACGGCUUGGACGGCGAUGCCAUGGGCGGCGGCGGCACCUUCAAAAGCAUCGCGGCGGAAUUUUCGAACUGCAGGGUGGGAGCUCUAGUCUACGACUCCGAAGCCUUAGCAUGCAACUCUCUGCCAGAGCUUGCGGCUUGCUACAACCAGCGUGUUCGAGCAGAUGCAGAAUCCCACGGCCCUGUCACGGCUGAGAGUCCCAUCGUGGUCUGUGGCUACUCCUGGGGCUGCGUGCUGGCACAUCAGAUGGGCCAUCAGCUUCGGAAGGCCGGCGUCCACGUCCAUAUGGUGAUGUUCGACUUAGAGGUGACCUGGCCUCCGCCGGCGACCACCUCGCGGGUGGGAGGAUAUGACUUCCUGGGCGGCGAGACUGAGGCCAUCCUUCUGAUCAGCAGAGCAUUUGGGAAGUUCGAGUUUGCCGUCAAAGAGGCGGUUGAGCUGACGGAGCUGCAAGCCAAGGGCGGCAGCUGGGAUGUGGCUGCAUUGAAGGAGCGAGCCUUUGCGGCUCUGAAGCAGCGAGGAUUGUCCUCCGAGUUAUUCUCCACCAUCGUGGAACGUGGAGGUGCCAACAUCCAGCAGAUCCACACCAUCUCGACUCCCUGGCAGCCGCCGGAGAAGUACGAGGGUCCUGCCCUGCUGGUGCUGGCACCAGACUCCUCGGAGUUUGCAAGCGCAGCGGAGAUCAAUGCCCAGUACUGCACAAAGAUGGAGGUGGUUCAUGGGAAAGGGAGUCACUACAACAUGAUGCAGGCCGAGCAAGCAGUGGUGCAAGCCCAGCUUGUGCUGGAGUUCCUGAAGAGGCUUGGCUGCGCCGUCGAGAUCGCCGGUCUAGGCCGCAGCGAUCAGCUGGUCAUCCUAAGGCCUGGCAAACCAGAGGCCCGGAAGAUCUACAUGGUGCAUGGUCUGGACGGAGAUUGCAUGGGCGGUGGCACCACCUUCAAAGGCAUUGCUGAAGAGCUAUCAAACUGCAGGGUGGGAGCUUUGGUCUACGACUCCGAAGCUAUGGCAUGCAACUCCCUGCCGGAGCUUGCGGCUUGCUACAACAAGCGUGUGGUGGCAGAUGCUGAAGGCUUUGGCCCCAUCACCGCUGAGCACCCCGUCAUCGUGGCAGGCUACUCCUGGGGCUGCGUCCCCGCCCACGAGAUGGGCCACCAGCUUCAGCAGGCGGGCGUCCACGUCGCUGUGGUGAUGUUCGACAUGGAGGUCUGCUGGCCGCCGCCGCGGGAGAUCUCGAGAUUGGGAGGCUAUGAAUUCCUGGGCGGCGAGGUUGAGGCCAUCCUGUUGAUCUGCCGGACCUGCGCCCAAUCGGAUUUCGCCACGAAGGAGGUGAAAGAGCUGACAGCAUUGAAAGCAAGCGGUGGUAGCGUUGACGUGGAUAGAUUGAAGGAAAGAGCAUGGGCAGCUUUGGAGCCGACGGGAUUGCCCUUCGAGCUCUUCACCACUCUAGUGAAGCGUUCGGGCGCCAACAUCGAGAAGCUGCACUUCAUCUCCAGUCCGUGGCAGCCGCCCGAGAAGUACGAGGGGCCCGCACUUCUUGUUCGAGCAGACUCGCCGGAGUUUGCCAGUGCGGAGGAAAUCAAUGCCCAGCACUGCACACGGCUGGAGGUGGUGCGUGGCCAAGGAAGUCACUAUGGCAUGCUGCAGGCUGAGCACGCAGUGGUGCAAGCUCAGCUUGUUCUGGAGUUUCUGAAGAGGCUGGAAGAGGAGGCUGAGCUGGCCAAGCGGGUGCCAACGGUUGAAGGAGUCCGCAUCCUCGGGCACAGCGCUGGGCCUGGCAUCUACUUCCUGCACGGCUUGGACGGGGGCAGCCUCGCGGGGCAAGACUUGGGAGAGCUGCCCUUCCUGCUGCCGGGACAUGUGUGCACCCUGGAGUACGAUGACAUGGCCUUCGCCUGUGAAUCCGUGGAGUCUUUAGCUGAGCUCUACCGAGCGCGGAUCCUGAAGGAUAUGAAACUCCAGAAAAGGGAGGAGCUGGUGCUCGUGGGUCGGUCUGUGGGGGCUCCCUUGGCGUGCCUGCUGGCGCUUCAACUGCAGCAGGGGGGCGUCCCUUCUUCGCUGGUGAUCCUGGACUCCGAGGUCGUCUGGCCUUCCAAGCUCGAUGCCUUCUGCUACGACUGGCUGCCCGAAGAGGUCGAGGCGACGCUGUGGCUCGCAAAUCUGGCGGGGGCCAAGGACUUUGUGCAGUUUCAGGUGGAGCGCGCGAUUGCGGCCGGCUUUCCAGAGGGCGCCGCCAGGCUGCAGACCGCCAGCUAUGGCGAGUGCGCUGGCAAGCUGCAAGCAUUGGGCAUCUUCUCCCUGAAGGCCUUCCGCUGCGUGUGUAGUUUGGCGAGUUCCAACGCCCAUCGGCUCAGGCAGCUGAUGCGGCCAAAGAAUGGUUCCCUGUGGCAUCCGCCUGGCGUCUUCCAGGGAAAGGCCCUCAUCGUGACAGGUUCAGAGCGAUUGGAGCGUAUGCAGAUGGCUGGGUCCUACCUUGCCAACCUCACGGUGCGCGUGAGCCAGAUCAACGAGCCCUACACGGUAGACUCGGGCGAGGACAUUGUGCGCCACGUCUCUGAGCUCCUCUUCGGAGCACAGGCGCCUGCGCCGGGGCUUCUAGCCCUUGACAAUGCGGUUUCGGCGGUUCCGGCGGCACCCGCGCCCUCGGAGAAGACGGCGGUGUACUUGAUACCUGGAUGCGACGGCGACAUGUUCGGCCAUCUUGCCCUUGUGGCAGAGACGGUAAAAUGUGCCACCUGCCGGUUGCUGGACUUUGACGAUGAGGCCUUGAAGCAGACCACGCUGAUGGACCUGGCGGCGGUCUUCGUGAAGCGCAUACUGCGCGACCAGGAGGAAAGCCACAGCAGGUUCAGCAAGGUGGCGCUGGUGGGGCACUUCAGCGGCGCCAACGUGGCCUUUGAGAUUGCGCUGCAUUUGCAAGACACCUUCAAGGUGUUCCUGGUGAUCCUCCAAGGCGAGGUGAAUUCCUUGGUGCCGCCGGAACGCUGCUGCGAAGCCUGGCUUGGCAGCACCUGUGAGGCGGUGCUGUGGAUGGCGGCGGGCCUGGGCUACGAGAGUUUUGCCCAGAAAGAGGCGAAUGCGUUCAGAGCCAAGCAGGUCAACAUCUCACCAGGACUGCUACAAGCGGUCUUCGCGAAUUCCGCGGAAGGUCUUUCCACCGAGUAUAUCACGGCGAAUUGA
Effrenium voratum is the source of this 6378-nucleotide messenger RNA. NCBI's taxonomy places the organism in Eukaryota, Dinophyceae, Suessiales, Symbiodiniaceae. The record is from the annotation of a GenBank genome assembly.